AUGACCGUGGACGAGGUCCUGGAUGAGAAUUUGACACUUCAAGAGGAGCAAGGGGAGCUUGCUGAAGCUUUUGUCGCCUAUGACAAGGAUUCCUCCGGGUGCCUCAACCUGUCCGAGCUGAUGCACGGACUGGUCGACGGUCGGAAGAUCGAUGGAGCCACGCACUCACAUCCAGUUGCCAUGCACAGCGCUGGCGUGAAUGAGUCCGUGGCUCAGAAUUUCCUCGCGCUCCACGAUCAGGAUCUUUCUGGCUGCCUGAACUUGAGCGAGUUCCUUGGAGCGGACGUGCUGAAGUGGUCCCAGCCUUCCGCGUUGCUUCAGACGACCAUUUCGGGAGGUUGCCUUGACGGGCAUACCGAGACAGUCAAGCAAAUCGGGGGGUGUCUGAAGAAAGUCAACGUCAAGAACAUCUUCCCGUCCUUCUGGAAGACCGUCACCAAGCUCGUGGACUGCUUUGUCGAUAUCGUCGUGGAAAGGGCCAAGGACUUCGCCGGCUGCCUGAAGGACGUGUUCUACGGCGCGAAGGAGGGCAACGCCUGCGCAAUCUACGGGGCGGACCUCCGGGAUGUGUAUUUUGAUCCGCUGGACAUGCACCGCGUGGGAAGAACCGUGGAGAGCAGCUCAACAGCCUGCCAAGACCGUUGCAACAGCGUGGCGGGCUGCGCACACUGGAGUUACUGGCCCAACGGAGGCUGCCACCUUCAGGACAGCCUCGCCACGCCCACGACCCGGAACAACCAGGGGGUCGUCGCCGGGCCUCCGACCUGCUCGAAGAUCCAAACCGUCAUUCCGGACCCCUUCUUCAACGGCAAGAAGUGCGGAGUCCCUGGCAGUCCCAAUCGCGUCUUCACCCUCAGGAAUGGGGAGGCGACCGAGGAGAAGUGUUCUCGCAGGUGCGAGACGGAGCGCGACUGCUGGUACAUGUCGGCCAUCUUCGGCAGCUUCUGCAUUGGAUGCAAGAAGCCCCUUGACAGCGUUCACACCGGCACCCUGGCGUACAAGGCGUGCUCGAAGCUCGGAGGGAUCUACCAUCCCUUUGAAUUCAGCGCUCUCCCCAUGUCUUACGAGGCCAGUGCGGAGGCCUGCCAGGCGAGGUGCACACAAACUUUCAGGUGCUACUUCUUUUCCUACGUGCCGGAUAAGAGAUGCUAUCUUCAUCCCGACGUAGCCACAUUUGAGGCCCGUGACGACAAGCCCAUCGUGUACGGCCCCAAGACUUGUCAGGUAGCCCCUGCGACCCCGGCGAUGGAGCCACUACCUGACCUGGAUGGGUGGAUGAUGGGAAAGCAUCUUGAGAUCUUCAAUCUCUUCCGGUCGAAAGGGGAGUUUACCAGCGAGGAGAACUGCGCUAUCACGUGUGCUACACACCCCGAGUGCAUCUUCGUGAAUAUGCCCAUCGACAGCUCUGGGAAUCCAAGCAGAUGUCAGGGCAUGAAGCGCGAGCUCAGCCUCAAUGGAGAGUUCAGUGGGGAUCAUGGGCCUGGCUACUCGUUGCGGGGCCGGUGUUGA
Symbiodinium natans is the source of this 1509-nucleotide messenger RNA. Lineage: Eukaryota; Dinophyceae; Suessiales; Symbiodiniaceae. The record is from the annotation of a GenBank genome assembly.